GGCGCGGGGUGUCGCGCCCCGGCACAACUUCGCGGGUGGAGUCGGGUCUCUCUUGCAGCGGCGGCUUUGUCGGGGCGGUAUCGCAGCCGCCACCUCUGGAGUGGGGCAGCCCGCUGAGCCGCGCGAGGGGCUAAGGCUAGAUUGAGGUUUACCCGGGCGCGGAGAGCUUCCCCCGGGAGAGCAGGGCGGGGACAGCGGAGCCGGGCUGUGCCGGGUCUCGCUGGGGUGAGGGGCCGCCCCUCCCCCUCGCCCCGCGCCGAAGAAGGGGAGCGGGUGGCUGCCUGCGAGGCGCCCCAGGCCCUGAGGGUGCUGCCUGGCUCCUCUCCUGCACGCCCCGGGGGCAGCGGAACGUGCCCCGGGGGCAGCGGAGAGUUUCUGUCCAGGCUCCCGCGGCGGGCAGCGGCGUCCGGAUCCCGGCGAGCGCGAGGAUGGCAGGACGCGCUCUGCGGGGCUCGGCGCCCGCGGCCCCGGGCGGGGAGAGGCGGGCAGCGCUGGGGCUGCUGCUGCUGCUGCUGCAGGUGCUGCUGGGCUGGGGCUCGGCUCAGCAGCCCGGCUCCUGCCCCGCGCCCUGCGAGUGCUCCGAGGUGGCCCGGACGGUGAAGUGCGUGAAUAGGAACCUGACGGCGGUGCCCUCGGACCUGCCGUCCUACGCGCGGCUCCUCUUCCUCACGGGCAACCGGCUCGCCAGCCUCCCGGCCGGCGCCUUCCUUUCGCCCCCGCUGCCCCAGCUCAGCCUCCUCAACCUGAGCGGCAGCCACCUGGAGCAGGUGGAGGCGGGCGCCUUCGCCAGCCUGCCCAGCCUGAGGCAGCUGGACCUGAGCGGCAACGCCCUGGCCAGGCUCAGCCCCGAGGCCUUCGGCAACGCCAGCAGCCCCCUGGAGGAGCUGAACCUCAGCAACUCCCUCAGCAACCAGAGCGCGGUGGCCGCCCUGGCCGAGCUGCUGGGCUCCGGGGUACUGGGCAACCUGAGCCGCCUGGAGCUGGCCGACAACAGGCUGCUCUCCCUGCCCGCGGGCAUGUUCUCCUCCCUGCCCAGCCUGCAGCACCUGGACCUGCGCAACAACUCCCUGAUGAGCUUACGGGCCGCGACCUUCCACAGCCUGGCCCAGCUUCAGAGCCUCGACCUCAGCCACAACUCCCUGAAGUGCCUGAAGAACGCCACCAUAGCCCAGCUCCGCAGCCGGCCCGCGCUCCGCAGGAUCAGCCUGGGCCACAAUACCUGGGUUUGCGACUGCUGCAUCGAGCACCUGGUGAGCUGGCUCAAGGAGAGCGAGCAGGUGGAAGGGAAAGGGGCCUUGAAGUGCUCAUACCCUGACAAGAUGCGGGACAAACCCCUGGUGAAGACCAACAGCUCAGACCUGGACUGUUCUGUGCCUGUAGACAGCCAGUCCCAACUGCAAACUUCAUAUGUCUUCUUAGGGAUAGUGCUGGCUCUCAUUGGAGCGAUUUUUCUCCUAGUUUUGUAUUUGAACCGAAAAGGAAUCAAAAAGUGGAUGUACAAUAUCAGAGAUGCAUGUAGGGAUCACAUGGAGGGAUAUCACUACAGAUAUGAGAUGAACGCAGACCCCAGGUUAACAAACCUCAGCUCUAGUUCUGAUGUAUGAAGAUACACUGUGGAAGCAGGGCAAGGCACAAUAGCUAUGCAUGAAAUGUAGACUUAAGCUUUACCCCCAUGCUCACUUCCCUUCUCUCAGAGAAACAACAGAUUUAUUUGUGCCAUGUGGGGAAUAUGCCUCCAUGUAAUGUAAAGGUGAUGACGAUUUUCUGUUACCCUGAAACAUUGAGCAAUUGUGCAUGGUGUUGGGCUGUACAUAAGAAACAUGCUGCUAUUCCCUCGCUUCCCUCCCAUCCCCCACCUGUUUUUCUUUGGAACUUGCUCUCAAUACUUAUUUGAAACAUUUUUCAAGAUCUAAAGUGAAAAAGAUCCUCUCUUUGAUGUUCCCAACCUGCAAGAGCAUAUAAAAUUUACCAAUACAGAUACUAUCCAACAAAAGCUGCCUCAACUUUUUUGGGAAAGAAGCUUUAUUCAUCAAUUAGUUUUGUUCUUAUGUAUCCUAACAGAGAAGAAAAUUUUAUUCCAUAAACUACCUGCAGAUUUAAAAAGCUCCUAACAACUCUGUACAAAGAAGCAACUAAAAUAGUGAGCAUGCACAAAUACUUUGUAGUUUUACAUAUUAGGGAAAACUUACAACCUCAAUAAGCCGCUUACUCUUUUGUAAAGUUCUUUUUAUGGCAGUUUACGUGAAAAUAGGAUGCUUUUUUAAUAUAAACUGCAUAUAAACUCAGUUUGAACUGUUAAAUAAUUCAAUAAAUGUUCUUACAAAGAA
This is a messenger RNA of Mauremys reevesii (Reeves's turtle), 2327 nucleotides long. It is a transcript of the gene TPBG, whose product is annotated as trophoblast glycoprotein. Gene Ontology annotation, cellular component: plasma membrane. NCBI's taxonomy places the organism in Eukaryota, Metazoa, Chordata, Testudines, Geoemydidae. Bases 429 to 1604 code for a protein of 391 amino acids. Gene Ontology annotation, molecular function: protein binding. The record is from RefSeq and is a predicted model, not a curated record. Gene Ontology annotation, biological process: negative regulation of canonical Wnt signaling pathway. The transcript has 2 exons.